UAGCAGGAAGGGAUCUGAUUGAUAGUUUUUUGUUUUCUUCUGUUUCCCCCUCUGUCACUCCACUAUAGCAAAAAAAAAAAGAAAAGCGACAUCACAUUACAUAUUAAAAAAAAAAACUUAGAAUGAGAAAAAAGAAAACCAUUUCUUCACCAUUGUUGAUGGAGUGAGAAACCUCCUUCCCAUCUCAUUUCUUGUUUCUCUUCACAACCCAAUAAGGUCAAAUGAAUUUGUAGGUUGCAUGUUAACUUACCCUUCAAGUCUACAUCUUUUAUCAACCCUUUAGAUUCUCUCUUUUGUUCUUAUCCUUUCACAUAAAGAAUAGAAAAAAAAAUCAGAUCUUUCCUUCUGCUUUUCCACAAAGUUGGAACCUUUGAGAAGCUAUGGAUCGAAGAGAAGCAAUGGGCUCUUACUACAUCCAGAGAGGCAUGCCUGGUCCUGGCCCUCCUCCUCCUCCUUCGCAAACUCAACAGCCAUUUCAGGGGUCACAAGGGUUUCACCAUUUCUCCAACCCCAAUUACCAGACUCAAGGAGGCGGCUCCACUGGGUUCGUGUCUCCUCCUUUGCAAAUGGAGUCUUCUCCGGUUGAUUCUUCAGCGGUGGCUCCUCCUCCUCCUCCUACUUCCGGUGAGACGUCUCUGAAGAGGAAGAGAGGGAGGCCAAGGAAAUACGGACAAGACGGUUCUGUUUCCUUGGCAUUGUCUCCUUCAGUGGGCUCCUCCAUGUCUCCAAACUCGAACAAACGUGGUCGUGGUAGACCUCCUGGCUCCGGCAAGAAGCCUAGACUUGCUUCCAUCGGUGACUUGAUGCCUUCAUCGUCAGGGAUAAGCUUCACGCCGCACGUAAUCGUAGUUUCAGUUGGUGAAGACAUAGCAUCAAAAGUACUGUCUUUUUCUCAGCAAGGUCCAAGAGCUAUCUGUGUAUUAUCCGUUAUUGGUGCAGUCUCUACUGCAACUCUUAUUCAACCAGCACCGUCCCAUGGAGCUAUAACCUACGAGGGCCGUUUCGAGCUCGUAUCUCUAUCACUUUCUUAUCUGAACUCAAAUGACAAUGACUACUCAAACCGCACUGGAAACCUAGCGGUCUCACUCGCUAGCUCUGAUGGUCGUGUCAUUGGUGGUGGAAUUGGUGGGCCUCUAAUAGCAGCAAGCCAUGUUCAGGUUAUCGUUGGAAGCUUCCUUUGGGCAGUUCCUAAAGGGAAGAUUAAAAAACGAGAUGAAGAUGUCCAGGACACUGAUGCUUUGGAGAACAACAAUGACAACACGGCAGCACCAGCGUCGCCUCCUGUUCCUCAGAGCCUUGUUCAGACUCCUGUAGGCAUGUGGUCAACCGGUUCGAGAUCGAUGGAUAUGCAUCACGCUCAUAUGGACAUUGAUCUAAUGCGCGGAUGAUGAUGAUUCAUGUGUGUAUAUAAAUAACCAUUGAAAAUCUAGGAGAAGAAGACUUUAAGCUAACCUCUCUUAGAGAAUUGUCUUUUGGUUUUAUGCCUAGGAAACAAAAGACUUGUAGUGAUUUUUCAGAACUCAUGUGUGUUUGGUUUCAUAUUAUAUGUUUAUUGCAUUCUACAACA
Molecule: messenger RNA, 1567 nt
Organism: Brassica napus (rape)
Lineage: Eukaryota; Viridiplantae; Streptophyta; Magnoliopsida; Brassicales; Brassicaceae
Product: AT-hook motif nuclear-localized protein 11-like
Exons: 6
Coding region: 381-1388 (335 amino acids)
Molecular function (GO): minor groove of adenine-thymine-rich DNA binding
Source: RefSeq, a predicted model, not a curated record